Molecule: messenger RNA, 1884 nt
Organism: Fulvia fulva
Lineage: Eukaryota; Fungi; Ascomycota; Dothideomycetes; Mycosphaerellales; Mycosphaerellaceae
Product: ABC transporter G family member 1
Exons: 2
Coding region: 1-1884 (627 amino acids)
Cellular component (GO): membrane
Molecular function (GO): ATP binding; ABC-type transporter activity; ATP hydrolysis activity
Source: RefSeq, a predicted model, not a curated record
AUGUCCGACAUCGAGAAGAUGAUCGGUGGCGACUACGCCCAGCUCACCAACACCAACAUCCGCAGCUUCGGAUGGAAGGGUGUCACAGUCACAGUCAAGGACCGACAGUCGCAGCAACCCAAGACCAUCCUAUCAGACAUCAAUGGCAUCGUCAAGUCCGGUGAGCUUCUUGCUCUCAUGGGACCUUCCGGUUCCGGAAAGUCCACACUCUUGAACGUCCUCGCCCACCGAACAGCUUCGCUGGCCGCCAGCGUCAAGGCCGCGAUAUACAUUAACGGCUCAGCAGCCAAUCCAAAGACUUUCCGCAGAAUCUCAGCCUAUGUCGAACAAGAAGAUGCAUUGGUCGGCUCGCUCACAGUCCGGGAAACACUCAACUUCGCAGCGAGAUUGUCACUGCCAAAGACCGUCAGCAAGCUGGAGCGCAUCCAGCGUAUUGAGGCACUUCUCACAGCCUUCGGUCUCCAAGGCCAGGCCAACAACUUGAUCGGUACACCGAUCAGGAAGGGUAUCUCUGGUGGUCAGAAGCGUCGUGUCAGUGUUGCAGCUCAACUCAUUACCAGCCCAAAGCUCCUCUUCUUGGACGAGCCCACUUCUGGUCUGGACUCGGCGGCCUCGUUCGAGGUCAUCUCCUUCGUCAAGGAUAUUGCCAAGAAGCACAACCUCAUCGUCAUUGCGUCGAUACAUCAACCUUCGACUUCGACCUUUGCCAUGUUCGACAAGCUCCUUCUGCUGUCACAGGGUGGCACAGCAUACAGUGGACCAGUGUCUGAGGUGCAGCCGUACUUUGAUGCCUGUGGCUUCCCAAUUCCACUAUACAUGAACCCAGCAGAGUUCAUCAUCGACUUCGUCAACACGGAUUUUGCCCGCGACAGGAGUGAAGUCGAUCAACAGCUGAACAUGGUGCAUUCAUCGUGGCACAAGUCACGUCUCGCCACCGCCACAGUCACCGAACUGACGGACGAGAUGGCACGCAACUCGAUGGACACCGACGUCAACGCUGAAUUCAAGGACGAGUCCGCUGGCGCUAUCGCCAUCCCGCUUGCACUCAUCCACCGUGCAUUCAUCAAGUCGUACCGCGACAUUAUUGCCUACGGUAUCCGAAUCGCCAUGUACAUGGGUCUCGCGGUCAUGAUGGGAACUGUCUGGCUCCGUCUGAAUCCAGACCAAGGCAACAUUCAGUCCUUCAUUAACGCCAUCUUCUUCGGUGGAGCCUUCAUGUCCUUCAUGGCAGUGGCGUAUAUCCCGGCUUUCCUGGAAGAUCGUGCCUUGUUUAUCAAGGAACGCGCCAACGGUCUUUAUGGUCCAACUUCCUUCCUGGUCGCCAACUUCAUUACUGGUAUUCCUUACCUGUUCCUGAUUGCGAUGCUCUUCUCGAUCGUUGCCUACUGGCUGUCCAAUUUCAGGCCAACCGCACAGGCCUUCUUCACAUGGGUCAUGUGGCUCUUCCUGGAUCUUAUUGCCGCCGAAUCUCUGGUCGUCCUGGUCAGCUCUCUGAUUCCAAUCUUCGUGGUCGCCCUUGCCGGAACUGCUUUCGCCAACGGUCUCUGGAUGUGCACAGGUGGUUUCUUGGUACCACCACAGACACUGAACCCCUUCUGGCGAUACGUCUUCCACUACAUCGACUACCAGUCGUACGUGUUCCAAGGCAUGAUGGUCAACGAGUUCGGACAGCGAAACUUCACCUGCGGCAUGGACUCGCAAGGCGAAUGUUCAUGCAUGUACGAGACUGAACUUGCACACCAGUGCAUGAUCGCAGGUACUGGCGUGCUGAAGAACUACGGCUACAAGACCGGUGAGACUGGCAAGUGGGUUGGCAUCAUGCUCGGUAUCAUUCUUGGCUACCGGAUACUGUGCUGGAUCACUCUUUACCUGCGCAGGACCUAG